Molecule: messenger RNA, 6491 nt
Organism: Hirundo rustica (Barn swallow)
Lineage: Eukaryota; Metazoa; Chordata; Aves; Passeriformes; Hirundinidae
Gene: LPIN1
Product: lipin 1
Exons: 24
Coding region: 82-3111 (1009 amino acids)
Biological process (GO): fatty acid catabolic process; cellular response to insulin stimulus; positive regulation of transcription by RNA polymerase II
Cellular component (GO): nucleus; mitochondrial outer membrane
Molecular function (GO): phosphatidate phosphatase activity; transcription coactivator activity
Source: RefSeq, a predicted model, not a curated record
UCUGCUUCCAAGAACUUUGGCAGAAACCAACAGUGGCUUUAGUGGUGAAUGUGAAGAACAGGGAAAAACUACCCACUCAGGAUGUCGUCUGAGGAGGAAGAUCAUCCAGAGACCCCCAUUGGCUCCCCUUGGUCUUGGAUUCCGUUGAUGAAAGAUCCUGGUUGGAUUCGAAAUGUCUGGACACGCAAUCUAAAUGUCCAAACCAUGAAUUACGUUGGACAGUUAGCAGGGCAAGUGUUUGUGACUGUGAAGGAGCUCUAUAAGGGCCUAAACCCAGCCACACUGUCAGGAUGUAUAGAUAUAAUUGUUGUACGUCAGCCAGAUGGAAAUCUUCAGUGCUCCCCUUUCCACGUUCGCUUCGGGAAAAUGGGAGUUCUGCGUUCCAGGGAGAAAGUGGUUGACAUAGAAAUUAAUGGAGAAGCUGUAGAUUUACACAUGAAACUAGGAGACAAUGGGGAGGCCUUUUUUGUGCAGGAGAUGGAUAAUGAUCAGGAGGUAAUUCCUUAUCAUCUCUCCACAUCUCCCAUUCUGUCUGAGGGGACUGCCUUAAUGGAAUCCCAGCUGAAGAGGAAUUCCAUAGACAGGAUACGAAAUCUGGACACCAAUGCACCCUCACAAGUCCCGCCCCAAGCCCAUGGAUCCCAGCCUUCUUCUGAAACAUCUCCAGUCUGUAGCUCUGUGAAAAAAAGGAGGAAGAAGAGGAGGAAGUCAACUCAUAAAAUAGACAGCUUAAAAAGAGAAGAUACACAUGGGGACACAUCAGAAGAUGAGGACAUGUUUCCCAUAGAGAUUAGCUCAGAGGAAGAAAAAGAGCCAUUGGACAAUUCAAGGAUCCCUGUUCCAGAUGUGUUUGUUGAUGAUGUAUCUGACAUAAAGGCUCCUGCAGUUUCUGUGCUUUCUCAGUCUGCACCUUACCCUCAUUCAGAUGGAGAAUGGUCACCUCUUCAAAGUAAGGCUAUAGAUUGUACAGGGCAAACCACUCUCCUCACUGUUCCAGCAGAUGGAGGCCUAUCUAACUCUUGUCCUCAACAAUCUUCUUACUUUUCUCUUCCAGACAGUGCAUCAGAUUCACGUCCUCCUACUCCUCAAAGUGACUCAGAAUUAGUCAGUAAACCUACGGACAGAAGUGGACUGAAGGAUAAUCCCCACAUGCACUGGGCAUGGGGAGAGCUACCUCAGGCUGCAAAGGCCAGUUCUCUGCUCAAAGCAAAGGAGCCCAGCAUGGCAGAUGUAAAUCCUUCUGAAAGCACUCACUUUCAGGUCAUCCAAAGUUCUCCUGUAGAAGAGUUUAACACAGUGUCUCCUCUGCCUGCCCUUGGACAAGCAGAUGCAGCAGUUGCUGAUGAAAGUGAGCCCUUACCAGCUGAGACAGUUAAGCCAGAGACAGAGCUGCCAGGACCAGCUGAACCCCCAUUGCCUGCAAAUGAGGAAAUAAAGCAAGCUGCAGCUUGCUCAGCCCAACCAACUGGCAAGACGGAUUCCCCUUCUAGAAAGAAAGACAAACGGAGCCGGCAUCUUGGUGCUGAUGGUGUCUACUUAGAUGACCUCACUGACAUGGAUCCAGAAGUUGCUGCACUUUACUUCCCCAAAAAUGGGGAUAACGCCCAAAGCAAGAACACGGCCGACAUGGGGCCGCGGCCAGCCAGCCACUCUCCGCAGUCUGUCGGCAGCUCAGGUGUUGACAGUGGGGCUGAAAGCACCUCGGAUGGAAUUCGGGAUUUGCCCUCCAUUGCCAUUUCUCUCUGCGGAGGCCUUACUGAGAACAAAGAGAUAACGAAAGAGGAAUUCUUAGAACAUGCAGUGACAUAUCAGCAGUUUGUGGACAAUCCUGCUAUCAUUGAUGACCCUAACCUUGUGGUUAAGAUUGGAAUUAAGUACUACAACUGGACAACAGCUGGUCCCCUUCUUCUGGCAAUGCAGGCAUUCCAGAAACCUUUGCCAAAGGCAACUGUGGAAUCUAUAAUGAGGGACAAGAUGCCCAAGAAAGGUGGAAGAUGGUGGUUUUCAUGGCGAGGGAGGAACAGCACUAUUAAAGAGGAAUCAAAGCCAGAGCAAAGUAUAGGUGAGAGUGGACUUACAGAAGACUCUUCACAGAUGAGCAGGGCAAACAGAAUAAAAGAUGAAUCUUCUUCAAGUGAUGAAGACCCUAGAGCUGCCAAACAAAACCUCGGGUCAUUACAAACCAACUCCAGUCAUCUCUCAUUAUUGUCUGGAAUCAGUUACAAAAAAUCACUUCGACUCACUUCUGACCAGCUUAAAAGCUUAAAGCUCAAGAAUGGCCCCAAUGAUGUGACCUUUAGUGUCACAACCCAGUAUCAAGGCACUUGCCGCUGUGAAGGCACCAUUUACCUAUGGAAUUGGGAUGAUAAAGUUGUUAUUUCUGAUAUUGAUGGGACAAUCACACGGUCAGAUACUUUAGGUCAUAUUUUGCCAACUCUUGGCAAAGACUGGACACACCAAGGGAUUGCGAAGUUGUACCAUAAAGUGAGCCAAGGCCAAGGCAAGAAUGCAACACUGUUUAUACAACAAAGGCCAAUAUACCAUUGUCUGCUUUAUGCCAAGUGUUUUCCUCUUUGCAGAAAUGGAUAUAAAUUUUUAUACUGCUCAGCACGAGCUAUUGGAAUGGCAGGCAUGACCAGAGGAUACUUACACUGGGUCAAUGAAAGAGGAACUGUGCUGCCUCAGGGGCCAGUUUUGCUGAGUCCAAGCAGCCUAUUCUCAGCUCUUCACAGGGAGGUCAUAGAAAAGAAGCCAGAAAAAUUUAAAGUUCAGUGUUUGACUGACAUCAAAAAUUUGUUUUAUCCUAACACAGAACCCUUUUAUGCUGCUUUUGGAAACAGACCUGCUGAUGUUUAUUCAUACAAACAAGUGGGGGUUUCUUUAAACAGAAUAUUUACAGUUAACCCCAAAGGAGAACUUAUACAAGAGCAUGCAAAGACAAACAUCUCUUCUUAUGUCAGACUCUGUGAAGUGGUAGACCACAUUUUCCCUUUGCUGAAAAGAAGUCAUUCUUCAGACUUCCCUUGUUCUGACACCUACAGCCAGUUCACCUACUGGAGAGAACCUCUGCCACCAUUUGAAACUCAGGAUGUGCAUCCAGCCUCAUCUUAACCCCCAUCUCCAAAUUGCUGGUCUCACCUGAAGGAAUGGGUUGGCUUGUGUAGAAAGGACGCCACUUGGCUUUUGCUGUUGACAGUUCAGUUGGAAUCUGUGAAGUUGUGAGCACUGUAUUCUUCUGUUGUGAGCAAACUUAGGAAUGCUUUUUCAUAAUUAGUCAGGUUUCAGACAAGAGGAGUCUUGCUAGGAAUAGGAGUUGCUUUUCUAGGUCUUCUCCCAGCUCCUCGAAUUUUGCCAUGCACUUUCAUUAUAUAAGGUCAAUUAAAAGUGCAGUGAUGUUGGAGUCGCAGUUAAAUGUGCCAUGAGGUUGUAAAGUGAUUCCACAUCUGUUCUGCGUCACUGAAGCCAUCUUCCAUCCUGUCAGAACCCUUGCUAGUAAGGGAGCUGAAGGUGCUCACCAUUCCUGACAUCUGGUGACACAGACAGGGAUUGCAGUCUAUAUAUCAAAAUUCUUCUCUCUGAAGGAGCAAAUGAUUCUUCCUCUCUCCCCUUGCUUGAUCAACAACUGUUUGUUUAAGAGUUGAUUACUGGUCUAGAUCCUCAGCAAAUGUAAAUCAGUGUAGCUGUCAAAACCAAUUGAGCUGUGUUUGAUUUGUUCCAGCCUAUUUUGACAUGGGACAUUUCUGAGGAAAUAAAUUACCUGUAAUCUAAAUAGAAAGUAAAUUAAAUAGGAUGGUCGGAUUCCUCCAGUCUUUCUCAGGUUGAGAACUAUCAUGUUUCAACAGUAGCUUUUUGGAUCAAGGUAAGUGUGCAGGUGGAAGAUGCUGGCCACUGUGGAUAGUGCCCACCUUAUGGAAGUGGGUGACUUUCAGUAAACACCUCUUUCCUACACACAGUGUGCUGAGGUUGAAGAUUGGUUACUGAGCCAAAAAUAGUAAGGAUUUUAUCAAAAUGGAAUAGUUUUGUUUGAAAUAGUAUUUUGGUUAAAAUGUGAAUUUUGAUGCUGGUGAAUGGUGCAUCUCAGGUUUUUACUGUAUGGAUUUUUUUGCUUUGUUUUGUAUUAUAAAGAAUGGAUACUUUUAGUGCAAUUUACUCUCCUUUAAGGUAAUAAAAUCUCCUUAUUUUUCUUUUUUUUUUUUUUUUUUUCUCCUUAUUUAUCCAGACACAAGCUGUAGAUAUUGCCUUAAGAUUGAACUGUGUGCAAUAAAAGCAAUACUGUGGAUCAGUUGAUAACAUUUUCCAAGUGGUCUGCCUUUACACAAUGUGGUUCCUAAAAUAUGGACUCCAGGUGCCCACCUGCCAAAUGAUUUCAAAUGUGUUGUAGUUAGGAAAGAAACUUUAUUUUCCCUUUUGAAAUAUACUGAAAAGUCUAAUUGCUUUCUGAAAUGCUGAAGAUGGCAUCAUGGGCUUCUAUGUGCAUUAUAUUUCAGUAUGACUACACUGGUGUUUCACAAGCUGUGAUCUCUGCCAGCUUGUGAUGUGAGGCCAUGGUACGUGUUUUGCAGCUGCUUUGUAGUGUUUUCACUUAGGAGUUUAAUAACAGGAAGGCAGAGUGGUCCAGGAGAAAUUUUAAGAUGAGAGUAUGGUUGGUUAUCACUCAGAAAUUUGGAAAUGACACACACAUUUGUUCUGUAACAACAAAUUCUAAUUUUGCAUAUGUAGAGUGAUAGCAAUGUAGAUAGGAUGGUAACUCUCUGGUAAGGUUUUUUUUAAAGUUUUACUGCUGAAGACUUUAUCUGGGCUGCUAGUAGGCCAAUAUAUGAUUUCUCUGUGCCUUCAACAGUAAUGAAAACAAGUGCAAUGUUUUAUAUAGCUGCAGUAUGCAGUGGAGAGCCCUCCCUAAGUCUUCCUUUCACAUGAACGUUGCUGCUUGAGGCAAGGUAAAUGACCACUUUGGACAUACCAGGAUUAGACACAAAGAGGAAGAAAUUUGUGUUUUACAACCCAGAACUGAUUGUGUUCUCUUGAAAGUGUAAAGAAAAUAUAAAUAUCUUUGUACUUAAAAGUGUAAGAAAUAUGGGGUGAAUUUUCUGAAAGACAAUCAGUGGGGAUUGCAGAUUGCCAAACUGAGAUGGUUGCAUCUCUAAAUAUAGCCACACUUUCCUUUAAUUAUCUGUUAAUACUUGUCACUAGUGAUUGAAUAAAUAGAUGAAUGCACUAGCUGCAUCCUAUUUAAAUUCAGUUUUGGUAAUGACCUAUUUCGAGCCAUUUAUUAUGUGAAAUACAUAAAAUAAAACAAAGCCAACCCUUCUCUUCAGUGAGAGGCUGUCAGUUUUGUGUAGUUAAAAUCUAUUUUCCCAAGAUAUUACACAUAGCAACUCCCACCAGAAAAGAUGGUCCCUGAAAGUUCUCCACAAUUAAAGCCUUUGAUAUAUUUAUUUAUAACUUAAUAAAUAGACAAUCCAGGGUUGUUUGUUGCUUUUAGUAUUUAAAACCAAAGGAUAGUGUGAAUGAGGAACUGUUUUAGUUCUGUGAAAUUAUGGCCACAGUGCAGUGCUGGUACAGGUUACCCUGAGCUGCUGCAGAAUCUGUCCUAGAGUUUUUCAAGAUUUGAUUAAACAGGGUUAUGGCUGACUUGAUGUAGUAUAGGUAACCAUCUGCCUCAAGGCUGAAGUUGGACUACAUGACCUCCAGGGGUCCCUUCUGACCAACUUUUCUGUGAUUUCUGUGACACUCAGCAUUUCACUUCUGACUUGCUGCAUCCCCCUUUGUACCUGAAAUUGAAAUAUAGCUGAACAGUGUCAGGAAUGUGUGUUACUGUAACUUUUAUCAAAUUUACUGACAAAAAAGACACCUACAUGAAAAUCAAGGGUUUGACCUGCUAGAAACAUCACCAUACUUUUCCAGAAAGUGCAGGAUUAUUUGAUAGCUGAAUAAUUCUGGCACAAUAUUUAAACUGCUUUCUUAAUUCAUAUACAAGAAAAAGGUAUGGUUUAAAAAAUUGCUACUCUUUCUGUGAAAGAAAAAAAAAAUCAAUCUUGCUUGCAGUGUAAUGCUGGGUUUUGUUACAGAAAGAAUAUGUUAACAUAAAUAUGCAGACACAUUAAAUCACAGUAAAUUCUAUUUAUAUAAUACACAAAAACUAGAAUAUGCAGCAGUGAGGAGUAACUAAUGUUUAUUUUCUUGAUGCUGAUGACCACACCACUUUAGCUGUGUCAUGGGAGGGAAAGAAGGUUGUACUUGUGACAUUUAGUUAUGCUGAAGAUAAAAUGUUACUGCUAUAAUUUGGGGAAGGAGGAGAAAGAGGUAUUGGGUAUUUUUUAUUUGUAGAUAUGGUUUGUUAUUAUUUGAAAGUAUUUAUAUACAGUAUUUACUCUGUAUAUGUAUGUGCUACUGCAGUGAUGAAAAUAGUUAUAACACUUCAUUUUGAUCUACUGUAUGCAACAAGGGUAGAAAUAUAUAUUGUAAUAAAGGCAAAAAUAUUUUUUUCCUGA